CCUAGAGGAAAUAACAUUGAUAAAUCUUUUUUUUUUCUUUUUUUUUAGCUCUUCAGUGAAGGUUCUAUGGACCAUGGAAAUAGCAGCACCAUAGUGAGUGGAUUUUUCUUCCAGGGACUAGUGAAGUCUUUGGAACUACAGGCCCUAUUAUUUGUCGUUUUCUUUAUUGUAUAUAUCGCUGCCGUUUUGGGCAAUCUCUUUGUAGUUUUAACUAUCUGGACUAGUCCUCGUCUCCACACACCCAUGUACUCCCUCCUUGGCCACUUGUCUUUUGUUGAUAUUUGCUAUUCCUUAAUAGCCACUCCAAGGAUGCUGAGGGAUCUGCUGGUGGAGAAUAAGCAAAUUUCAUUUUCAGGUUGUUUUACCCAGCUCUUCUUCAUUCAUUUCCUAGGUGGCACUGAGAUUCUUAAUCUGGUAGUCAUGGCAUUUGAUCGCUAUGUUGCCAUCUGCAGACCAUUACAUUAUGCUGCCAUAAUGAAUCCAAUGACCACAAACCGUUUAUUAUUGGCCUCUUGGCUAGGAGGAUUGAUACAUUCAUCCCUUCAACUUGCCCUCUUGCUUCCCCUUCCCUUCUGUGGUCCCAAUCUGCUGGAUAACUUCUACUGUGAUAUCAUUCAGGUUUUGGAGCUGGCCUGCACAGACACAUAUGGUGUGGAACUUCUGCUGGUUGGCAACAGUGGGCUGGUCACCUUGAUAGUCUUUCUGGCUUUGCUCACCUCCUACUCUGUUAUCCUUCUUACUCUAAGAACCCAUUCAGCCCAUGCCCGUGCUAAGGCUUUAUCUACUUGUGGUGCCCACAUAACAGUGGUACUAAUGACCUUCAUUCCUGCACUCUGGGUCUAUGCUUGGCCUUUUCGGGAUCAAUCCCAAGACAAGGGUAUCUCAGUGCUACACAUUGUGCUAUUGCCUAUGCUCAACCCCUUAGUAUAUACUCUGAGGAACAAGGAAAUGCAUGAAGUCAUGAAAGGUGGUUGCAUGAAGGCUGUCAUUUGGUUAAGAAGAUAA
Molecule: messenger RNA, 1005 nt
Organism: Antechinus flavipes (yellow-footed antechinus)
Lineage: Eukaryota; Metazoa; Chordata; Mammalia; Dasyuromorphia; Dasyuridae
Product: olfactory receptor 4D5-like
Exons: 1
Coding region: 67-1005 (312 amino acids)
Biological process (GO): G protein-coupled receptor signaling pathway
Cellular component (GO): membrane
Molecular function (GO): G protein-coupled receptor activity; olfactory receptor activity
Source: RefSeq, a predicted model, not a curated record